Molecule: messenger RNA, 2306 nt
Organism: Castor canadensis (American beaver)
Lineage: Eukaryota; Metazoa; Chordata; Mammalia; Rodentia; Castoridae
Source: RefSeq, a predicted model, not a curated record
GUUGUUCUGUACACACUGCUAAGCCAAGAGAGAAGAACGGAUCCAGAGGCUGGCUUGCUUCUCUACCUCAAGACGGGGCAGAUGUACACUGUGCCUGCCAACCAUCUAGAUAAAAGAGAAUUAUUAAAGUUAAGGAACCAGAUGGCAUUCUCUUUGUUGCACCGUAUUAGCAAAUCUGCUACGGGGAAUGAGAAGGCACAGCUUACUUCUUUGCCACAAAUAAUUGAAGAGGGAAAAGUCUGUAGAUACUGUUCACAAGUGAGCAACUGUGCUCUCUAUAGCAGAGCAAUUGAACAACCAGUGGAUGAAAGUUCAGUCCCAGAGGUCAUGUUGACCAAAAUACAAGAAGAAACCCAGCAUCUGCAGCGUGCACACUUAGAGUACUUCAGCCUUUGGUGUCUAAUGUUAACCCUGGAGUCACAAUCCAAAGACAACAGAAAGAAUCACCAAAAUAUCUGGCUAAUGCCUGCUUCUGAAAUGGAGGAGAAAGGCAGCUGCAUUGGGAACCUAAUCAGGACAAAACAUGUGAAUAGAGUCUGCGAUGGGCAGUACUUACAUCAUUUCCAGCGUAGAAAUGGUGCUAUGCCUGGGACAAACCUAAUGGCAGGAGACAGAAUUAUUUUAAGUGGAGAGGAGAGAGCGCUGUUUGCCUUGUCUAAGGGAUAUGUGAAGAAGAUUAACAUGACAACAGUAACCUGUUUAUUAGACAGGAACUUAUCAACCCUCCCAGAGUCAACUUUGUUCAGAUUAGACCAGGAAGAAAAAAACUGUGACAUACAUACCCCCUUAGGAAACCUCUCUAAAUUGAUGGAGAACACCUCUGCCAGCAAAAAGCUUCGAGAUUUAAUCAUUGACUUUCAGGAGCCUCAGUUUAUACCCUACCUCAGCUCUGUCCUCCCGCACGAUGCUAAGGAUACUGUUGCUGGCAUUCUAAAGGGUUUGAAUAAGCCUCAAAGGCAAGCAAUGAAAAAGGUUCUUCUCUCAAAAGACUACACACUCAUCGUGGGUAUGCCUGGGACAGGAAAAACGACUACCAUAUGCACUCUCGUAAGAAUCCUCUACGCUUGUGGCUUCAGUGUUUUGUUGACCAGCUAUACACACUCAGCUGUUGACAAUAUUCUUUUGAAGUUAGCCAAAUUUAAAAUAGAAUUUUUGCGUUUGGGUCAGACUCAGAAGGUUCAUCCAGAUAUCCAGAAAUUUACAGAAGAGGAAAUUUGCAGGUCAAAGUCCAUUAAUUCUUUAGCUCUUCUGGAAGAACUCUACAAUAGUCAACUUAUAGUUGCAACAACAUGUAUGGGAAUAAAUCAUCCAAUAUUUUCCCGAAAAACUUUUGAUUUUUGUAUUGUGGAUGAAGCCUCCCAAAUUAGUCAGCCAGUUUGCCUGGGGCCACUUUUUUUUUCUCGGAGAUUCGUGUUGGUAGGGGAUCAUCAGCAGCUUCCUCCCCUGGUGCUGAACCGUGAAGCAAGAGCUCUUGGUAUGAGUGAAAGCUUAUUCAAGAGGCUGGAGCAGAAUAAGAAUGCUGUGGUACAACUAACCGUGCAGUACAGAAUGAACAGUAAAAUCAUGUCGUUAAGUAAUAAGCUGACCUACAAAGGGAAGCUGGAGUGUGGAUCAGACAAAGUGGCCAAUGCAGUGAUAAACCUACCUAACUUCAAGGAUGUGAAGCUGGAGCUGGAAUUCUAUGCUGAUUAUUCUGACAAUCCUUGGCUGAUAGGAGUAUUUGAGCCUAACAAUCCUGUUUGUUUUCUUAAUACAGAAAAGGUUCCAGCACCAGAACAAGUUGAAAAGAGUGGUGUGAGCAAUAUAACAGAAGCCAAACUCAUAGUUUUCCUGACCUCAAUUUUUAUUAAGGCUGGAUGUAAUCCCUCUGAUGUUGGUAUCAUUGCACCAUAUAGGCAGCAAUUAAAGAUCAUCAAUGAUUUAAUGGCACAGUCUUCUGUUGGGAUGGUUGAAGUUAACACAGUAGACAAAUACCAAGGAAGAGACAAAAGGAUCAUCCUCGUAUCUUUUGUUAGGAGUAAUAAGGAUGGAACUCUUGGUGAACUCCUGAAAGAUUGGCGGCGUCUUAAUGUUGCUAUAACCAGAGCCAAACACAAACUGAUUCUCCUGGGGUGUGUGCCCACACUAAAGCGAUACCCACCUUUGGAGAAGCUGUUUUACCAUCUAAACUCGGAAAAAUCAAUCAUUGAUCUUCCAUCAAGAGAACAUGAAAGUCUCUGUCACAUACUGGGUGAUUUUCAAAAAGUAUAAAACACCGUUGUUUUCCCUGUCUUUUCAUAUUAGGCUGGGAUCUCAUAGCUGGUGCC